UGGUUUUCCAUGUGACACCCGCGCCUGGUAACCGGUGCCGCGUUGCUAAGGAGAGAAGAAGAAGAAGAAGACGGCGGAGGAUGGGCGAGCCCCGGGGGCACCGUGUGCUGUGCGGGGUCUCUGCACGGAAUUCCUGAUGUCUGGAACAUUAGAGGUCCUAUUGUCCUGUGUGUUCCAUCUUCCCUCCUGGAAAUAUGGGAAAAUUCCAGAGUAAAGUCAAACGCAACAGCUCCAAGUACAGGGCUGACCACCAUGCGGAGGAGAGUCCCCCAGCCCAGCCAAUCGCACAGCAAACCCGAGCUCACAAUGAUGCCGUUACUUACAUCUCGGCCCUGAAAUCUGACCUGUGUGUAUCGGGAGGGAAGGACAAGGCUGUUGUUGUGUCAAACUGGAGAAGUGGAACGGCUCUGAAAAGAUUUGUGGGGCAUGAUCGAGAGGUUUCCAAGAUUGCCUGUGUGUUUGGGUCAAACCGCUUCUUCAGCGCCUCACGGGACAAGACAGUUCUCAUGUGGGAUCUGCACUGCAAGGCCGGCAGUGCUCAGAAGUUCCUGGGUCAUCAUCUAAUAGUGACAGGGCUGGCAGUAAGUCCUGACGGCACCCAGCUACUGACGGGAUCCAGAGACAAUACACUGUGCAAAUGGGAUGUGGAAACUGGCCAGUGCUUGCUCAAGACUGCUGUGUCUAGAAACCUGGUAACGCACCUCUGCUGGGUACCCAGAGAGUCCUGUGUUGUUCAGACCUCAGAGGAUAAAAGUGUCCGUGUCUGGGACAUCCGUAACCUGCACUUGGCACACAUGUUCCCAAUGAAGCAGCAUAUACAGAUGCACUGUGAUGUCAGCGAAGAUGGAAAUUACUGCCUGACCAGCAGCAAUGGCUUUGGUGGACAGGGCUGUGAAGCUACGUUAUGGGACCUCCGACAGACAAAAAACAAGGUGUGUGAAUAUAAGGGCCACCUGCAGAGCACCACAUCAUGUGUCUUUCUUGCUAAAAAUACAUGGGACUCCCCACUAGUGGCCACUGCAUCACAUGACUGUACGGUAAAAGUCUGGGAGCGAGAUACUGGAGCAUGUCUGAGCAGCUUGUUUCUGGAUGGCUCUGGGCCAUUAUCCUCCCUGGCAGUCUGUGAUAGCGCCUCUAUCUUGUGUGCCAGCUUUAACUCAGGAAUCCACUCCCUUCAUAUGCAGAACAGCUAUGGAGCCACAUUACAGCAAGUCGCCAGCUUCUGAUGUCAGAUGUCAGGUUACUCUACCUUCUUUAAAAGGCCAAUGCCUAAUAGUACACACGUGUCAAGGAAUGGAUGGGCUGGAGGGCAGCCCUAUUCACCUUUUGGUGUUUAUUGUACAAAACUACGAGUACAGCCAGCAAGCUAUAUCAAGUAUGGUGAAAUAAUGGGUCACAAAACUCAUUGUUGCCCAUAUGACCAUGUGGAGUACACUGUAAAAGCCUUUACCCAGGAUUAUGGAAUGACUGGAAGAUUAACCUACAAACCUGCAGACUUGAAAUGCUGGAUCAUUUACUGAAGUAAUUUGGUCCAGAGCCUAAUCAUGUACUAAAUACUUUUCUAGAAUUUUUAGCUUGAGGACAUAGCCUAGGCCUAAAUCUUUUAGUGGCUACUGCUGGUUAGGGUGAACACAUUUCCAAACUACCAUUCAGGGACACCCCCCUUCCCAAAAAUCAGCUUGCGCUGUAACGAAUCACAGC
Molecule: messenger RNA, 1701 nt
Organism: Rana temporaria (common frog)
Lineage: Eukaryota; Metazoa; Chordata; Amphibia; Anura; Ranidae
Gene: WDR31
Product: WD repeat domain 31
Exons: 10
Coding region: 195-1226 (343 amino acids)
Molecular function (GO): protein binding
Source: RefSeq, a predicted model, not a curated record